GCUCUGGUUUCAUUAACCAGGAAACAGAAACUCAGAGGAAGUCGCAUCAGCUGCACACAAACACAGAGCUCACAGAGCUCAGUCAACAGCUCCAUCAUGCAGGAUGGAGUACUCAGGAAGAAAGGGUAACCUGUUCGUGGCUCUACUUCUUCUCUUGUCCUCGACAUCAGCAGUGCAAGUGCUCAAUUCCAUCAACGAUCUAAAAAAACUCAACUUUGGUCUGUCUGUGCCCACGCACAGUCUUUUGCUUCUACACUGGUUUGCCAAUGAAGUCGACAUUGACAAUAACAACGUUAUAAGACUAACGUUCAACCCCGAUAAUGGCGACUACGGCUCACAUCACUAUGGCAACUACGAACGGAUGCUGGAUCCAUUGCCCCCCGGAAACAUCAGAUAUCGAUACUUUACCGUUGGUAACCUCAAUCACGAGUCGUCGUCUGAGCUCCCAUCUUACGUUGUCCAUCCGCGAGUCGGAUAUGAGGGCAGAAACAGGGACCGGAUCAUAUUUAGAGUCAGGGAGCAGAACGCGGGACGGCAAGCUAGGCACAUAAUCGACAGAGUCUACAUCACCCAACAUUUUGAGACAUCCGAUAAUCAAGGGACAAGGUAUGAUCCAGCCAAUACACAACAGGUCACUACCAGCCUCCUGAGACAGAUAAGGGAAUUUUCUGUGGAGCAAAAUGACUUGACCACACUAACAAACCUCAGAGAUCGCUUCAGAAGCAAUGCUGAUUAUUCCCAGCUGAGGGAAAUCAGAAACAUGUGGAGUGACCUGGCUUGUCUGGGUCUAUUGCUGUUCAUUGUAAUCCAGGAGAAGUACUCCUUCCACCAGCCUCAAAACAACAAACGUCAGCCUUCGGUGAGAAGAAACACACAGCCAGAUCAUGUCGUCAGGAUCCCAGAGAGCAGACCAAAACGAAGCUCUGAGGUGUCCAUAAGAAUCCCUCAGCAUCACAGUGAUGAUAUUACCCUUCAGGUGGUGACAGGUUCAGGAGGAAAAGCCAGAAUCAUGUGGAGGAACGUCCCCGUGAGCGACUACAAAAGAGGUUUGAUGGUCGCCCUUUAUAGCAGCAACGAGCAGGAGGAAGCGUUGAUUUAUAAGUCUACGGGAAAUGCAAAAUCAGGCACUUAUGACACGUCAGUAAUGCUGAAUGAAGGCCUGCAGGUCCGGCUUCAUGAAGUGACAAAACUAUGUUGUUUCUGGUCCCGUCCUGGAGAGGAGAUACACAGGGGCCCGGAGUUUAAAAAUCCCACAGCAGCAGUCAGUAUAAGAGGCUACAAAGCAAGCCUGCAACUUUUUGCAAAGGGUGGCAAGGCCUGCGCUCGCUUAUAUGUGAACAACUCUUUCACCGACUGGACGUCCAAAUUCAAAGACUCAUGGGUUGGCUUUUACAGCUCCGCCAAUAAAACUACAAUGGACUAUGAUUGGUGGAAGUGGCAGUGGGCGAGGAAAUUUGAACUGAGCACCGAGCUGCACGGCUGUCGGGACAGUGUCGUGUUUGAGUAUCACUCUAAUAUGACGAUUACUCCAGGGGUCCAAGCAAGAUUCAUCCUGCGUGAUGAUGAAGAGCUAGCACGCACUCCCUGCUGGAAGUGAUAAAGACUGCAAAAAAUUCACUGAAGACAAUCUGUAUUGCAUUGAAUGUAUUAUAUAAAGCUGUAAGUUAUUUGCCCUGCUGUCUGACUCACUUUUAUCCUGAAUAAUUACCUCUAAAACUAUGUUUUGCAACAGUACGACUAUCAAAUCAAAGGUUUUUUUGUAAUGCUGUGAGGACAAUGUCAUGCUGAAAACAUUCCUGUUGUCAUUGCUGUCUUCUAGAAAAAAAACUGCCACUUUUAGCUUAUUGCUAUGAUACUGUAUAUAAAAUGGUAAUAAACAGAGUGCUUGAUUGUAGACCAAAUCAACUGUCCUGUUUUAAUAAAAAAAUCUAAAUAAAGAUUAAAAAUGUUUCUGAGUUUAAUGUGUAAAAAACAGUUUGAAAACCAUGCAUCGUGUUCUUUAAACGUCACACUGUUGGUGUAGCAAAUAAAAUGCUGUAAGAAAAUUUGAAUUUUCAAGUUGUAACAUGGCAAUAUGUGGACAAAAUUCAAGUGUUGUGAAUGGUUUGGGAAAACACUGUAGUUUUUAAAUGGAGGGUGAAUAUUAGUAGCAGUCCCUGCAUGUAAGACUUGAGAUCGGUUUUCUGAUUGAAGAUAUUUAACAUUCCUUAAACCUGCUAAGGUUUAGUAAAAGUGUCUUCGUAGUUUCCAUUUCAACAACAAUGGGACUGAUGCUUUCAUAUACUGUUGUAUUUUUUAUAUUCAAAUAAAACUUUGAAAUUAAUCUUU
This is a messenger RNA of Fundulus heteroclitus (mummichog), 2328 nucleotides long. RefSeq lists its product as uncharacterized. NCBI's taxonomy places the organism in Eukaryota, Metazoa, Chordata, Actinopteri, Cyprinodontiformes, Fundulidae. The transcript has 2 exons. Bases 104 to 1597 code for a protein of 497 amino acids. The record is from RefSeq and is a predicted model, not a curated record.